ACCUCUCAAUUAAAAGAACAUUCAACAAGCAUAAACAUCUUCCCUUCAUCGAAAGAAUCGUUUUAAGUUAAUAAUAAAUAUAUGACAAUGAAGAGUCUCUCACUUCUCGCCAUUCUAUCUCUCUUGGCUUUAACACUUCCAUUAGCCAUUGCUUCUGAUCCAAGCCCCCUUCAAGACUUCUGUGUCGGUGUCAAUACCCCAGCAGAUGGUGUGUUUGUGAAUGGAAAGUUCUGCAAAGAUCCAAAGCUCGUCUCAGCGGAUGAUUUCUUCUUGGCAGGGCUUCAAAAUGCAAGAGCUGUCGCUAAUGCAGUUGGGUCGAAUGUGACAGCCGUGAAUGUUAACAACCUUCCUGGGUUAAACACCCUUGGAAUAUCGCUUGUUCGUAUAGACUAUGGAGUGAAUGGACAGAACCCACCUCACACUCACCCGCGUGCUACCGAGAUCUUGUAUGUCGGACAUGGAACUCUUUUUGUAGGAUUUGUCACAUCAAACGGAGAUGGAAACCGUCUCUUCACAAAAACACUCAACAUGGGUGAUGUUUUUGUGUUUCCAGAAGGACUCAUCCAUUUCCAAGCCAAUGUGGGACGCUCUCCAGCGGUUGCUUUCGCUGCUCUCAGCAGCCAAAACCCAGGUGUUGUCACAAUUGCUAACACCGUGUUUGGAUCUAACCCGGCAAUCGAUCCCAAUGUUCUUGCAAGAGCAUUUCAGUUGGAUCCUAAAUUGAUCAUGGAUCUACAGGCCAAGUUCUGA
Messenger RNA from Eutrema salsugineum, 750 nucleotides. Its product is annotated as germin-like protein subfamily 1 member 11. Gene Ontology annotation, cellular component: cell wall. Gene Ontology annotation, molecular function: manganese ion binding. Bases 82 to 750 code for a protein of 222 amino acids. The record is from RefSeq and is a predicted model, not a curated record. Lineage: Eukaryota; Viridiplantae; Streptophyta; Magnoliopsida; Brassicales; Brassicaceae. The transcript is spliced from 2 exons.